ACGCGUUCGUACUGACGAGGAGCGUCCAGACUUUGCGCACACGGACGGAAGUUUUGUGCGUGUCUGAAGUUUAAAUCCCAGCUUCUCCGGAGACCGACUGGCUGAUCAUGUUCAACGAAGAAGAAGGAGAAGAAGCGAUAUAAAAAGCCGGGUUGGAUGUGACUCAUGUAAUUUAUGCCCCUGACUAUGAUUUACUGAGUGGGAGUGCACUCCUCCGGGCUGUGCUGGAUAUAUGGUUGACUCCAGAAUCUAUAACAUUUGUCUUAUCAACUGCUUCGGAGGAAAUAACUCAUAACCAUUGUGAUGGAGAGCCACAUGUGUUUGGCAUGGAUGCUGUUGUGUCUGCUCCUGCGGCCGUCGGCUGCACAGAACGCCGCACCUGAAGGAGUGCUGAACUGCUGCGAGGGUGACGUCCUCUUCUUACUGGAUUCCUCAGGGAGUGUGUCGUCCUACGAGCACUCCCGCAUGCUAACCUUCCUGUCUGAGCUCCUCCUCCCCUUCUCGCUGGGAGAGGACCAGGUGAGGGUGGGACUUCUGCAGGUGGGCACCCAACCCCGCCUCGAGUUUGGCUUUGACGCCCACAGCACCCAAAGUGGCCUCCAGGGGGCUUUGAGGAACACCAAACCUCUCAGGGGAGACACCAACACAGUGGAGGCGCUGAGAAUGGCAAAGGAGCGGGUGCUGAGACCCGGAACAGCGGACGGGGCCCGGGCCGGGCUCCCGAGAGUGCUGGUGUGGUUGACGGAUGGGGUGAAACCUGGUGAUGUGAUUGGACCAAUGGCUGAGCUGCAGGAGGAAGGGGUGGCUGUGCUGGUGGUCUCCACUGGGCAUGGCAACUACCUGGUGUUGAGGCAAGUGGUAAGCCCACCUGUGGAAAACCACCUGUACUUUGUGGAUAUCGAUGACAUGAGUAUCAUCACUGAGGACCUGCGGGAUGCCAUCAUUGAGAUUAUCCGAGCUGAGCGAAUCCACGUCCGUGACAUCUCCACUAACUCUGCCACGCUCCAGUGGCGACCCAUUCUGUCCGGUUUGACGGGCUUCUAUGAGGUCCGCUUCGCUCCGCUUCCGACAGGAGGAGCAGGAGGUGGUGGAGGAGGGGGAACUGGGACCAGUCCGAGCACGAGCGGCAGUCAGUACCAGAGACUAAUCCAGUCUGCGGAUUCCAGCACUGCCAGGCUAACAGGCCUGAAGCCUGACACCACCUACACCGCCACACUGACCCCAGAGUCCAAUGAGCAGUCGUUUAACACGCUCUCUGUCACCUUCACAACAAAGCCAGAGGUGAUGAGCCCAGCUGUGAUAACGGUCUCCGAGUCGGGGGAAACCAGCGUACGGGUGAGUUGGGGCCCUCUGCAGCCAGAGACGGUCACAAAUUACUACAUCGAGUACUCCGCCUUGCCCCGUGGCAAGCUCCACACUGCCACAGUGGACCGAACCCAAAACUCCACAAUCCUCAGAGACCUCCAACCAGAUACCACCUACUUGGUCACCGUUGGCGCCCGGCACACCUCAGGCACGGAGAAGGCCGUGUCUGUCAAAGCGUGUACUCAGGAAGUGACUCCCGCCCUGGCGGACCUCCAGCUAACCACAGUGGGUAGUGACUCAGUGCAGGUUGACUGGAAGGUCAAUGUAGGCAGCCUGAGGGGCUACUGGCUCACCUGGGAGGGACAGCAAAGAUCUGUCCAGGGCCAGCGCUCCUCCCUGUAUCUGCCGCCCAACUCUCUGUCAACACGCCUCACAAACCUCCCCCCGUCGGCUAGAGUGUGUGUGUCACCCAUCUACCGGACGGCGCGGGGAGAGGGGCUGUGUUGCACGGCGCAGUUUCAUUCAGAUGCAUUAGCAUACGGCCACCAGUCGUAGCACCUCUGAACUGCAAGUGCACCUUACCAAACAAGGAGGGACGAUGGCAAGAAAAAUGCUGACUUUCAUCCAUAAUUCUUUUCCCAGCCUUUCCCCUCUGUGGAUAUCAUCCAGGAGAGCUGUGUGCUUUGGCCUACUGAGCACUCAUGUGGAAGCCAUAGACACUUAAGAGUGGUCUGGGACAAUGUGGCCACAUGUUGACUGCUGCAAUCUGUAGCACAGAGGACUAUUUGCUUUCGUCCCCCUCUGGUUUACCCCUGUAGUAAAUAAAAUGCUUCAGUUUAAAGAUACAAGCAUAAGAUAAUGAUAUUUGUUAGGUCUGUUUUGCAGAUAGAAAGCAGGCCAUGCUUGGAAUGUUGAAUGUUUUAUGUGGCUUGUUUUGGAGAAAGGCUUUGCACCAUAUGUGGACCUCAAACCCACAUCAUCAUUUUUUUCAAAUCCUGCUAACACUGAGAAUAUCUGAUUAACAUUUAUAAUGAAUACUUACAAUUUGUACUUAAAUGGCUUCUCUUUCAGCACAUGCCUGAUACUUGUGUGUGCACACUGGAGUGCAGCAAAGGAACGUUAGAAUGUGGUCCCUAAUAACAGGAUCCUCAGGAUUGCUUUGAACUUUCAUGAAAUCACGAACAGACCGGCCACAUGCCCUGAAACUACGGAGAUGCUGCAUAUGAUACAGAUGUGUGUAACUGAGAGUAAUCUUGUAUUGGACAUAGAUCCAUCAUUCAUAUUUAUUAAUCAAAUUCAUGUCAUUGUAAGAGUUAAUAGCAUACAAUACUUGCAAACAUGCUGUUUACAUUUUAAGACUGAUAUCCUUUUAAGCCAGUCUCUGCUGCCCCCUACUGAAAGGAUCCUUACAGGCUUAUAGCUGAUCUUACACUGUCAUCCUCUCAGAGCAAUUGUAUUGUUUCAUGUUUGUUGACCACUUUUGAAAUUUAACAUGAGCUUGCAAUAAAGUCCUUUAAUAAUUUUGUU
Messenger RNA from Chelmon rostratus (copperband butterflyfish), 2832 nucleotides. It is a transcript of the gene vwa1, whose product is annotated as von Willebrand factor A domain containing 1. The coding region runs from base 304 to 1860 and encodes 518 amino acids. Gene Ontology annotation, molecular function: protein binding. NCBI's taxonomy places the organism in Eukaryota, Metazoa, Chordata, Actinopteri, Chaetodontiformes, Chaetodontidae. The transcript has 6 exons. The record is from RefSeq and is a predicted model, not a curated record.